CAAUCUCUAUAGUGUGUGGCACACAUGCGUAUCUUUUGCUUUGAGUACGUGCUUAUGAUGCUGGAAGUCCUCUCGAAAAUUAAAACUAAGAUGUGAUCUAAAAAGCGUGGCUGUAAAGGGUAUUGAGUAGUGAAAGGUCAUCCGUGUCUUACCCAUUGUCCAUACCUUGGGAGCUUUCGAUUUUUUAUAUCAAAUAUGGUAGCAUUAUAUUAUUAUCGAAGCCUCAAAUAUGGUUGAUAAAGAAGGCUAACAGGCUAAAUUUGAUCAAGUUUCCUUGAGUAGGGAAUUUCAUUUGAUUCCAGUACGUAGUGACUGAAAGUUCAAAGUGGAGAGCCUUUAUUCUAGGGGUGAGCAUAUAAGCGGAACUGUGGAAAAGUGCCAAACUCUCAAACCCAAGCAGUAGCACGAACGGAAGUCGCCGAGAGAGAGGCCAGAAGGAAGUUGCGGAGAGAGAGACGCCGUCGCCCGCCUGCACGUUCAACUGCUGCUGCCCGCCAGUCACCGAGAGAGAGACGCCGCUGCCCGCCAGACGCCACCUCGCCGGAAAUUCUCCAGCCUCCAGGUGCCAGAGUCCAGGGUAAAGGAGUCCGGAAGACAGAUGGAUGAAAAGGCAGCUGGUAAAGCUAUGGAGCGGCCGCACUUGAAGAAGGAGAAAGACUACUCGCUGUUUAGCGAGCUGUUUACACAUCAUAUAGAGUCGUUUGACUACAUGAUUGACCAAGGCCUUGAGACCAUGCUUAUGGCCAUCAAGCCAGUUGAGGUAUCCCAUCAAGCCUCCGGAAGCAAGCUUAGAAAUAUCCUCUUUUGCAUUCUCGUACUGUGGUUUGGGAAACCUGAAUUAUUCCCCCCUGAAAAGGAGCGUGGUUACAAGGGCCUUAAUGAUCCUCUGUAUCCUUUUGAGUGUAGGCAAGCUAAACUUUCAUAUACAGGAAAGUUUGUUGUGGAUAUCUGCCUUCAAUUUGAUGAUGGAGCUGUUGUAAGAGAGAAAUUUAAUCUAGGGCAGUUUCCUAUUAUGCUGAAGUCAAAAUUAUGCCGCUUGAGAACGGCUGACAACUCCCAAAAAUUAGUACGUCUCAAGGAAGAGCCAUCAGAAAUGGGCGGAUACUUCAUUUUGAAUGGUCUUGAACGUGUAGUUCGACUUCUAAUAUUGCCAAAACGAAACUAUCCAAUGAGCUUGGUGAGAAAUUCAUUUCGUGAUAAGCGAGAAGGGUAUACUGAUAAAGCUGUUGUGAUAAGAUGUGUAAGAGAAGAUCAAUCUGCGGUUUCAAUAAGACUGUAUUAUCUUAUUAAUGGAAGUGCGAGACUUGGAUUCUGGAUACAAGGAAGGGAAUACUUGCUUCCUGUUGGUGUCAUAUUAAAGGCCCUUGUUGACACAACUGAUCGUGAUAUAUAUGUCAGCUUAACAUGUGUUUAUAAUGAGAUUUAUGAUAAAGCAAAGGGAGCUGUUGGCACCCAGCUUUUUGGAGAAAGGGCAAGCAUUAUCUUGCAUGAAGUUACAAGCCUUUCUCUUUUUACACGUAGACAGUGCCUCCAACAUAUUGGUGAACAUUUUCAACCUGUUAUGUCUGGUAUGGAAGAGGAAACUUAUUCUGCUGUUGCUGAAGCUGUGCUCCGAGACUACAUAUUUGUCCACUUGGAUAACAACCAUGAUAAGUUUAAUUUGCUUAUCUUCAUGUUGCAGAAGCUUUUUUCUCUAAUAGAUCAAACAUCUGUUCCGGACAACCCAGACUCCUUGCAGAAUCAAGAAGUUUUGCUGCCUGGUCACUUGAUAACAAUAUAUCUAAAGGAGAAGCUUGAAGAUUGGUUGUUGAGGACAAAACAGUCACUCAAAGAUCAAAUUGCCAGCAAAGCCGAGGACUUUCAGUUUAUCCUUGCUGAUGUGAAGAAAGUUUUUGAAAAAAAUGGUCCGAGACAGAUCACUUUAGCUAUUGAGAAUAUGUUGAAGACUGGGAGAUUGGCCACACAAUCUGGUCUUGAUUUGCAGCAGAGAGCUGGAAUGACUGUUCAGGCAGAAAGGAUAAAUUUUCUGCGAUUCAUUUCACAUUUUAGAGCUGUUCCUCGAGGUUCUGCCCUUGCUGGUCUUCGUACUACCAGUGUGCGGAAAUUGUUGCCCGAAUCAUGGGGUUUUUUAUGUCCUGUUCAUACACCUGAUGGGGAAUUAUGUGGAUUGCUAAACCAUUUAGCUGCUGCUUGUCGUAUAACCUCAUAUUAUGAUUCCAAAGGAAACAUCAAAGACUUUCGCAGGAUGAGAAUGUCAAUCAUAGAUGUGCUAAACAAUAUUUGUUUUAUGAAGUCAGCAAUGCCAAAGCUUCCCAAGGCAGGCCCUCCUGAACUACUUACUGUUCUUCUGGAUGGCCGUGUUGUGGGUUAUGUACCAUUGGACCUUGUUGAAAAAGCUAUCACUCAUCUGCGAAGACUAAAACUAUCAACUGUAUCGCCGAUUCCAUUUGACUUGGAGGUGGGCUAUAUACCUCUGAGCAUGGGUGGGGCAUAUCCUGGUAUAUACCUGUUCACAUCUCCUUCUAGAUUUAUCCGACCAGUUAGAAACAUCUCCGUUCCUCCUCAAGAUGACAAUGAUAUUGAACUGAUUGGUCCAUUUGAACAGGUUUAUAUGGAGAUAAAAUGUCCUGAUGGCAGAGAUGGUGGAAGAAGAAAUUUAUUUCCUGCCACUCAUGAAGAAAUCCAUCCAAAAAAUAUGCUGAGUGUCGUUGGUAAUUUGACACCUUGGUCCGAUCAUAACCAGAGUCCCCGCAAUAUGUAUCAGUGUCAGAUGGCGAAACAAACUAUGGGGUUCCCUUCACUGGCCAUAAAUUGCCGCGCUGAUCAAAAGCUUUAUCACCUUCAGACCCCACAGACCCCCAUUGUACGUACCGGAGCGUAUGAGAAAUAUUGCAUUGAUGAUUAUCCUUUAGGAACAAAUGCAAUUGUUGCAGUUCUUGCUUAUUCAGGUUAUGACAUGGAGGAUGCCAUGGUCUUAAAUAAAUCAUCUGUUGACCGCGGGAUGUGCCAUGGGCAUGUAUACCAGACAGAAACAAUUGAUUUGGCUGAACAAAGUGCAAAGUCAGAUCGUGUUCAGAAAAUGUUUAAGAGAAGCUAUAAUAAGAAGAACCCUCAGCACCUGAUUGAGCGCCUGAUUGAUUCUGAUGGACUUCCAUAUGUUGGCCAGAAGAUCAAUCCAAAUGAGCCAUAUUGCAGUGUCUACAGUGACAUAACAACUAAUUCACAAACCAUCACAUUGAAGGGUACAGAAUCUGUUAUUGUUGACUAUGUUGCUGUUGAUACAAAGACCAAAAGUAAUAUUCAAAAGGCAAACAUACGUUUUCGACGUUCUAGGAAUCCGAUAAUUGGAGACAAAUUUAGCAGUAGACAUGGGCAAAAGGGGGUGUGUUCACAACUAUGGCCAGAUAUUGAUAUGCCUUUCUCAGCAGUUACAGGAAUGAGGCCAGAUCUAAUAAUUAAUCCUCAUGCAUUCCCUUCAAGGAUGACUAUUGGAAUGCUUUUGGAAUCAAUUGCUGCCAAGGGAGGAGCUUUACAUGGGAAGUUUGUCGAUGCAACGCCAUUUUCUACUAUAGUUAAAAACAACAAGGGAUCAAAUUCUGAUUCAGAUUCGCUAGUUGAUGAUCUUGGGUCUAUGCUGAGAGCCCGUGGGUUCAAUUACCAUGGUGUAGAGGUACUCUAUAGCGGAUUUUAUGGGACAGAACUAACAUGUGAAAUAUUUAUUGGGCCAGUUUAUUAUCAAAGGCUUCGGCACAUGGUUUCAGAUAAGUUUCAGGUGCGCUCUACCGGAAGGGUGGACCAAGUGACUCGGCAGCCCAUCAAGGGAAGAAAAUACGGGGGAGGCAUUCGGUUUGGGGAGAUGGAACGGGACUCCCUAUUGGCCCAUGGGGCAGCGUAUCUGUUGCACGACAGACUCCACACCAGCUCUGAUCACCACAUUGCAGACGUGUGCUCACUCUGUGGGAGCAUCCUCACCUCCACACUCAUCCAGCCGCCCCAGAAAAUGCAAGAGAUCGCCGGGCUCCCUCCUGCCAGAGAACCCAAGAAGAUUGCCUGCGUUGCGUGCAAGACGAGUAAGGGAAUGGAGACGGUCUCUAUGCCUUACGUCUUCAAGUAUUUGGCUGCCGAAUUAGCUGCCAUGAACAUUAAGAUGGACCUCAAGCUCAGUAAUGUUGCAGGUGCUUGAUAUUCCCAGCCCUAGCUUCUUUGUUUUUUUUUUAAUUUAAAAAAAAAAAUCCAAAUUCCAACUCAAACUGUUGUGCCAUUUGUAAUUCUUUUUUUUUGUUAUAAGCAAAAUGUCAAUUUCAAUCUUGAGAUGUUUUUCUUUGGAUAUACCCAAUAUUUAUUUAUCUAUGAGCUGAUUAAUAGUCCUCCCUCACUCUGCAGCUGGCAAUUUUGAUUCUAAUUAUUCGUGGAAUAUAGAUACUUGUAUUGAAUUUUGAGCAUCAAGAGUAUAUAAUCAGUAUAACAUGUAGUGGUGGUGUUA
Messenger RNA from Cuscuta campestris, 4483 nucleotides. The record is from the annotation of a GenBank genome assembly. NCBI's taxonomy places the organism in Eukaryota, Viridiplantae, Streptophyta, Magnoliopsida, Solanales, Convolvulaceae.